Molecule: messenger RNA, 511 nt
Organism: Lolium rigidum
Lineage: Eukaryota; Viridiplantae; Streptophyta; Magnoliopsida; Poales; Poaceae
Product: protein SOB FIVE-LIKE 3-like
Exons: 1
Coding region: 1-459 (152 amino acids)
Biological process (GO): cytokinin biosynthetic process
Source: RefSeq, a predicted model, not a curated record
AUGGAAUCCUCCCAGAUCACUGGGGAUGAUGGCGAAGAGUGCAACAGUAAUGAAUCCGGCUGGACAAUAUACCUGGCCUCCCCCACAAGUAGCGAUGAUGCAAAAGAGAAUGCCAGUGGAGGAAGUAAUGUUGAAGAUGGCAGUGGCUACAUCAGUGAGAGGAGGAAAGGGAAAGAAGCAACCAAUGCAGAUGAUGACGCAGAUUAUGAUUCCCUGGCAUCUGAUGCUUCCACGGGGCCAGCUCAAGUGAAGGUGCUUGAAGGCAAAGAAGAAAAAGAUCAUCACAAAAAUGAUGGUUGUAGCAAUGAACAUGGCAAGGAUGAAAAAGAUGAGAUACUUACCAAAUUCUCCAACAGCGGCAACAAAAAGGUGGGAAAGAUGAAGAAAGGGGAUGAGAAAAACAGCAAAAGAGGGCACAAUAGAAGACGUAGCUCAUCAAGAACAAGCUUCUUUUGGUAAUUGAUGUAAAGUCCUUGCUCAUCCAUUUUCUUUCUUAUCAAGCUAGAAUCCA